Messenger RNA from Acanthosepion pharaonis, 1335 nucleotides. The record is from the annotation of a GenBank genome assembly. Lineage: Eukaryota; Metazoa; Mollusca; Cephalopoda; Sepiida; Sepiidae.
AUGUCGGAGACAGUAAAGCUCAUCAAUAAUAAGGAAAUACCACCCAAGGACAAGUUUCAAUUUGUGUACUGGAUUUUUUAUUUGAUGGGAAUUGGGAGUCUUCUUCCCUGGAACUUUUUCAUCACUGCAAAUGAUUAUUUCAUGUAUAAAUUGAGAAACACAACUACCAAUUCAAUUGAACCAACAACAGAUCAGCAAAAAGAUUUUGAAAGUGACUUGGCAGUUGCAGCUACCAUUCCGAAUGUUCUUUUCAACAUAUUCACAGUUAUCAUUGUCAAAUACCUUCACCAAAAAUAUCGCAUCAGCUUGAGUUUUCUCUUCAUUGCCAUUUUGUUGUUCAUCACAAUUAUAUUUGUCAAUGUCAACUCAGACGAUUAUCAAAAUACAUUUUUUAUUAUUGUGAUGAUGACCAUCGUAUUACUAAGUGCUUCCAGUUCUGUACUGACUGCAUCUGUAUUUGGCUUAGCGAGUAUAAUGCCUGUGAAUUACAUUGCAGCUGUAAUGAAUGGCCAGGCCCUUGGAGGAACAAUUGCAGCCUUAGCACACAUUUUCUCGAUUGCAGCAAGUGGAAGCGAGUCACUUGAUAAAAACUCAAUCAUCCUGAGUGCCAACAUUUUUUUUGCCUCUGCUUUGACUAUUACAGUCAUUGCACUUGUUGGCUAUGCCAGCCUCUUUUUUCUGAAAUUUUCCAAAUUUUACAUGUUAAAUGAUGCCUGCGAAACCAUGGAAAGUGCUGAUGAUUAUGAUGAAUCUGAGGUUGAUACGAAAGAAUCAAAGUCGUUCAUGUAUGUUUUGAAAAGGAUUUGGAGAUGGGGUCUUGCUAGUUAUUUGAUCUUUCUUGUGACUCUCUCCUGUUUCCCCGGAAUUGCUUCCCUUAUAAAACCUGUCAAUGAAGCAAAAAUUGUUCCAUGGUUCAGGCCUUUUUUUACGCCAACUGUCUGCUUUCUUUGCUUUAAUGCUGCCGAUUUGAGUGGACGGAUAGUAGCCAGCAAAUUUCAAUUGCUGAAACUCCAUUACAGUAAUCUUGCACUUUUGUUGGCUUGUCUUCGCAUCUGUUUCAUUCCUCUUCUGAUGCAAUGCAACACAGUACCUAGUGGCCAUCUUCCAUCAAUAAAUACCUCUCUUCCUCUUUUCAAUAACGACAUAACCCCAGUUGUACUGAUCACAUUAUUAGGAUUUACAAAUGGUUACUUGGGAAACCUAUGUAUGAUGUAUGGACCUCAGUUGGUGAGUGCAGCUGAGAGUGAACGAGCUGGUACAAUUAUGUCAUUGUUUCUAACCCUUGGCCUUGCUUCUGGGUCAGUCAUUUCACUCAUUUUAGUGAAAUUUUUAUAA